GUAUUUAUACCCGACCCGGCCCGACCCGACUUUAAAAAAUAAGUAAAUUAACAAUUUAUAUUUGUACAAAAAACUAGUUGUCUUCUCCCUCCACCGUUUUUGACCUCUGAUUGCUUCCAUAGUUCCAGAAACCUUUUGGUAAACCCCCAAAAACCCCAAUUUCACACUCUGUUUGGUUUAUUAAUUAUUUAUUCAUCUGCAUGCUCUAAAUCAACACCCUCAACUUCGGAGGGAGUUGACCAUGGCCGCCGCUCCAACGAUUGGAUUCCUGAUGCCCUUAAAUGGUAAUUUCGAGGAGGAAGAGAACAACGCUGCCAUUCCCAAAAUACUACUCUCCAAGGGCACUACUUUCGUCGGCCGCGAUUGCAUUUCGAUCACCGACAAGCGCGUCAGCAGGAACCACCUCGCAGUUAGCUCCUUCGGUGACGGCUCUGCUGAAAUCAUCGUAAAAGGAACGAACCCGGUCGUCUUAAGAUCCGGAAAUGAUAGAAGGAAGCUUUUGUUUGGAGAAAAGAGGAGAAUUCAAAAUGGUGAUAUGAUAGAGUUAAUACCUGGCCAUUACUUUUUCAAGUAUGUGACUGUCACUAACGACACAGUGGGGAAUUUUGCAACUACUUCUAGAGGGAAGAGGCCUUUGAUUGAAGAAAGUAGUAAGGGCAAAAAUGACAUUGCUCGUAGUGGAAAGAGAAUGCAAAAGAUUCCAGAGGAGGAUGCACCACUUGUCCGGGAUUCGAAUGUACAGGCUAACGCUAACUCUGAGGGCAUACGUCGUUUUCGUAUUUCUAAGGAUAAUUUGCCUUCAACUUUUAGACUAUUGCGAGUGAAAGAAUUGCCGGAGUGGGCAAAUACGAAUGCUGUUUCUAUUGGUGAUGUGGUUCAGGGAAAUGUGCUAUUAGCGGUCCUAUCAAAUUACAUGGUCGACGUUGAUUGGCUACUUUCUGCGUGUCCGAUGAUUAAAAGGGUCCCUCAUGUCCUAGUUGUCCACGGGGAAGGUGACGGUACCCUCGAGUAUAUGAAGAGAAACAAGCCUUCGAACUGGAUUCUCCACAAACCUCCAUUGCCCAUUUCGUACGGGACACACCAUUCGAAAGCCAUGCUUCUUGUCUAUCCUCGAGGAGUGCGAGUCAUUGUUCAUACAGCAAACUUGAUAUAUGUUGACUGGAACAACAAAACUCAGGGUUUAUGGAUGCAAGAUUUCCCAUGGAAAGAUCAAAGCAGUAAAAGUAGUGGUCCUAGUGCAUGUGGAUUUGAAAAUGACCUGAUCGAUUAUCUGGGCGCACUCAAGUUGCCUGAAUUCAAUGCUAAUUUACCUGGUAUCGGCAACUUCAGUAUAAACCCACAAUUCUUCAGGAAAUUCAAUUACAGCUCUGCCAUGGUCAGGCUUAUUGCAUCUGUUCCCGGAUAUCAUUCGGGUUCCAGUUUAAGGAAAUGGGGACAUAUGAAGUUACGUACAGUACUGCAAGAGUGUACCUUUGAGAAGCAGUUUGAGAAGUCUCCUCUUAUUUACCAGUUUUCUUCGCUAGGUUCGGUGGAUGAGAAGUGGGUGACUGAGUUGGCAACUUCAAUGUCGGCAGGAAUUACACAAGACAAAAAGCCUUUGGGUAUGGGGAAGCCCUUGAUAGUAUGGCCAUCAGUCGAAGAUGUUAGAUCUUCAUUAGAGGGUUAUGCAGCUGGGAAUGCUGUUCCGAGUCCACUAAAGAAUGUGGAGAAAGAGUUCUUGAAGAAGUAUUGGGCUAAAUGGAAAGCAAGCCACACAGGCCGCUGUCGCGCAAUGCCUCAUAUAAAGACAUUCACACGUUACAAUGGGCAGAACCUCGCAUGGCUGCUGCUUACUUCGUCAAACCUGAGCAAAGCUGCCUGGGGAGCUCUUCAGAAAAACAAUUCUCAGUUAAUGAUCCGUUCAUAUGAGCUAGGAGUUCUGUUUCUGCCCAUCUCCAAGAAAGAUGGAUGUGGCUUUUCUUGUACAGAUAUCUCCGAGGAUAAUAAUAAAUCGACAUGUGUAAGAAAUUCCCAAGUGAAACUGGUCACAUUGGCUUGGAAUGAAAAGGGAAACGACGAAAAUGACCAAGUUAUUCGAUUGCCCGUGCCUUACGAACUUCCUCCAAGACUGUACUCCUCGACAGAUGUACCGUGGUGCUGGGAUCGAACGUACACGGAGAAGGAUGUGUACGGUCAAGUUUGGCCCAGGCAGGUGAAGCUCUAUUCCAGUCAAGAUUUCUGAUUUCCUUUUUUUUUUUUUUUUCUUUUUUUCUUGUUGAGCUAAUUUAUGUUGACUGUUUGAGUUGACUCUGUUGAAACGCAUAACAGCUUCACUGGAAUAUUCCUUCUUUUCAAUUGCUAUUUAGUCCUUAUAUAUCUGAUUAUAUUAUGUUUUCUACCUGUUGACAUUGACUUAUUCAUUCACGUGUGAUAACUGAUAUGACAUCAAUUUGAUUCA
Molecule: messenger RNA, 2437 nt
Organism: Erythranthe guttata (spotted monkey flower)
Lineage: Eukaryota; Viridiplantae; Streptophyta; Magnoliopsida; Lamiales; Phrymaceae
Source: RefSeq, a predicted model, not a curated record